UCGACGGCGCCGUCGUUACGUGUUUUCUCCAAUUCGUGUCACAUUUUAUUGAGUCAUUCGUUUGUUCCGUGGCCAGAUAUCUCACGCAGGAUUUGUCGGAGACGGGGAAGCAGACAGCCUCCCAACAACACGUUUGACUGUUUUCCCCUUGACUCGUUUUCCGUCGGCUGUGCGACGCGGGGGUUUUGCAGGAACAUACUGCACCUUUACAUCCGAAAGUUCAUCAUCUGCUCGCUCAAGCGGACGGAAUUGUGUGAAUGACUUGAAAGCGGAUUUUCAGGACUGGACGUAUGUGAAGUGACUCGGACCCCCCCCCCACUCCCCCCUCAAAAAGUGGACGAAAUAAGACAUUUUUACCCUCCUUCUCCAACCAAAUAAUGAAUCUAUGAUGAGUUACAUUUGCAACAUGGCUGCUCCCGGGACGGCGGUGAGAAAAGUUUAAGCGCCUAUAACGUAGGGAGAAGUUUUCAUAUUGAAUGUGUGAUGGUUGCAUGACUUGUUGGUCCGAUUUAGAAAGUGAGCCGUAGCGCCCCCCCCACCCAAUCUGGGCCACCUCUUUUCCACGGACUUAAACUGGAGCACGGCCGUUUCAGCCGAGGAGUUCACGUCUGAGACAGGCUUUCAGGAUCGUCUGUCAAUGCAGAUCUGAAUUAAGACUUUCUCUUAACGUUUUCUGCAAAUUUGCGAUCUGACACCCAGAAGUCUGCCUCUGACCUAAAAUGCAUUUUUCUAUACCCGAGACGGAGGUUCGUUCGGGAGAAAAUGGAUCAACUUAUGUGGCCUAUAAUAUCCAUGUCAAUGGUGUGCUGCACUGUCGAGUGCGCUACAGUCAACUCCUUGGCCUUCAUGAACAGAUAAAGAAGGAGUAUGGCAGCAAUGUGGUGCCUGCUUUCCCUCCAAAGAAGAUUUUCACGCUAACUCCUGCCGAGGUAGAGCAGAGAAGAGAACAGCUGGAGAAAUACAUGCAAGCUGUGCGUCAGGACCCGCUGCUUGGAGCCAGUGAGCUAUUCAACAGUUUUUUAAGGAAAGCCCAGCAGGAGACCCAGCAGAUCCCCACAGAAGAGGUCGCUCUAGACAUCUCCCUCUCCAAUGGUCAGAAGGUUACAGUCAACAUCUUGACCUCGGACCAGACGGAAGAUGUCCUUGAGGCUGUUGCAGCGAAGCUUGACCUUCCAGAUGACCUUGUUGGUUAUUUCAGCCUCUAUCUCGUUCGGGAAAGUGUGGAUGGGGGUUUAACAUUUGUGCGGAAGCUGCAGGAGUUUGAGCUGCCGUAUGUAUCUAUCACAAGCCUGCGGAACUCCGAGUUUCACAUACUCUUGCGAAAAAGCUACUGGGACACAGCGUACGAUAGUGAUGUAAUGGAAAACAGAGUCGGCCUGAACUUGUUAUAUGCCCAGACCAUGUCUGACAUUGAGCGAGGGUGGAUUCUUGUCAACAAAGAGCAGCAAAGACAGCUCAAAUCGCUGCAGGAGAAAGGCUCCAAAAAAGAGUUCAUCCGUCUAGGUCAGACACUCAAAUAUUAUGGUUAUAUCAAGUUCGACCCUUGCAUCACUGACUUCCCUGAGAAGGGCUGCCACGUGAUAGUCAGCGCCGGCAACAACGAGCUCAACUUCCAUGUCAAGCUCCCCAACGAACAGAUGAAGGAGGGGAGCUUCAAGGUCACGCGCAUGAGAUGCUGGCGGGUCACCUCCUCUCAAGUCCCAGUGGCUAACGGCACAGCCAAUCCCUGCAGCUCCGUGAAGUGCGAGGUCAAACUGGAGUUGGCCUUUGAGUACCUGAUGAGCAAGGACCGCCUCCAGUGGGUCACCAUCACCAGUCCACAGGCCAUCAUGAUGAGCAUCUGCCUUCAGUCUAUGGUAGAUGAACUAAUGGUGAAGAAGUCGGGUGGCAGCAUCAAGAAGAUGCUGAGGAAACGUCUCAAUGGCUCCAUCCACCGGUCAGAAAGUCAGCAAGCUGUGAAAUCUCCCCCUCUACUGGACUCGCCUGACCCAAACCGCGAACAGAUCGUCAAGCUGUCUACCAAGCUGAGUUCAGUGUCGCUCCGAGGGAUCAGUGCCUCCAACUCUGCAAAUGAUAUCAGUGGCAACGAUUUCCACGGCAACUACGCGUUCGAGGGAAUCGGGGACGAUGACCUGUAACCCUAGCAUCCCCCCCCUCCCCCGCCGCCUCCAUUCCACUCUCAAUGAUUGGGACAACAGAGAUUCCCAGCUGAGCUGAGCCAAGCCUAGCGGAACAAAGGUGUCCGUUUUUGCAAGAUUGUAGCUUCCUCGUGGAGAAUUUGCUGCCUUAAGCUCACGUUUAAUCUUUGACUGUCUUUUUUUUCUUUUUUUAAAAUUUUUUCAUUCAUUCAACAUUUCAUCUUGAUUUGCUUUUAAGUCAGUUUAUUUUAUUCAAUUUAAACUUUAAUCCCUAUAUUUAGAAUAUAUGACAUCAUCUAAACAUCGUGUAAACUUUUAAAUAUCAGAAUAAGGAUGCAUUAUUUUGCAUUGCAGAAAUCGGUGUUCUUUCUAGAGAACCGCACACAUAUUACAGUCUUUAUGAAUUCCUAAUUUUUUUAUUUUUAUUUUUUUCACUGCACAUGGGUUACUGAUUAGCUGUCAUUAUGGGUGAACUUCCAUAAUGGAUUUGAACUCUACAAAGCAUUCUGACAUGAUGGAAAUGUAAACACAUGAAGAAAAUGGGUUGAAUCUUGAAGUAUGCCUUUUGGUAAGCCGCAUAUCCCCUUCUAACCAGAGGCAAAUGUCGAAUAAGACCUGGCACUAGUGAUAAUACAGCACAACUGGACUUGGAUAGUUCAAUGUAAAUUAUCUAGAAUCUAAUGAAUAUGGUAAAAUAAAUCUCAGUUGUGUUGUUAAAAUCGCUGACUAUUCAUAAAAGCCAGCUUAACUACACAGAAGAUAUGUGUGACUUGGCUAAUAUACCAAAAUAUUAAUAGGGGGGUAUGCUCGAAGGCAAUAUCCAGUUUUCAUGCUGUCAGCAAUCCUCCAUUUGUCAGGCUUUUCUUGUGCCAAGCUAGUAAUAGGUUUUGCUUCACAAUAUUACGAUUACGAUGGUGUUUUGAGUAGAAUUUUCUCACACAUGUUUGAGGCAUGAACUCGCUCUGCCUUUGGAAAUUAGUACAAUGCCUUAACUUCUCUUUCCUUUUUGCCAUGUUUCCUCAUUUGAGAAGAAAUGAGGAGGUAACGCCAUUCAUUGAAGCUGUAAAUUGUAGUUGGUUGUGGCUGGUGUUACCUAGAAACUUCCAGAGCAUCACAGGUUGAUUUGGCUGAGCUUCUUGCACUUGCUGAACCCAUAACUUUUUGCACAGUAUUGCAGGCAGAGACGGAUAUUUAUUAAAUGAAAGAUUGAGCAUGACAACAUUGUGUGGAAAUUGCCAUGGGGCUGUUUAAUUCCAUCGUUCUUUUUAUUCCUCAACCAUUUUUAAGGUUUCUCAUAAUGCCAAAAUUAUAGUUUACUAAAGCAUUUUGCACAAAAGAAACAUUAAAAAUAUGAUAUUGUCACUUUUAUAUUAUGUACAUGCAAUUAAGAAAAAGUAUUCUGAACAUUUACUAAUAUCUGUAUAAUCAAUAGUUUAUUGUAAUCAAAAAGGAUCAAAUGUAAUCUAAGCUGUAUAGAACAAAAAAUGAUUAAUAGAACUAACAUUAAUCAUUGUUUACAGAAUGUUUAGGGGACUUUUCUGUUUAAACGAAAAGUGUUUACAAAUUCCACAUGUGAUUUGUAUUGAUUGUCUUAUUCGUUCUGGGCUAGUAUCGGUGUUAAUGCAUUUUGUCAUUUUUAACUAAAGUGAUUCAAUCAUCUCAGAGGAUUUAGUUAAAGGUGCUUCGUGGAAAUUGCUGGUUAGAUCGUAACUGCUGGUUUGAUCUCUGAGCAAAGGUUAUGGAAAGCUGCAAACAAAACUGAACCUAUCCUACUAUAUUUUGUAUUAGUCGUUAUUCCAGGCUGCAUAAAUCCAUUGCCUUUGCUGUUGUUGUCGGCGAAGACGCGGAAAAACUGCAUCUCAAAAGUAUUCUGAAACCUUCAAAUGUAAACUGAUGCCACCCCAUCGACUGUACUCUCCUCGGUAGCUAGAACUGUAAAUGACAAAUGUGUUAAAAUGGAAAUGUAUUGUUCUCAUGGUAUUAAGCCUCUGGGUGUACGCAGUUGGGCAUGAAAGAGCAAAGGCACAAGAUACAAUUGUCAGUAAAGAGGCCUAUUUUGAUCAAUUUUUGUCUCUAUAUUACAGAACAAAUAGAUGGAAGUUGCAAACUCUUGGGUGUCAAUAAAUGUAGAGGUG
Molecule: messenger RNA, 4273 nt
Organism: Lampris incognitus (smalleye Pacific opah)
Lineage: Eukaryota; Metazoa; Chordata; Actinopteri; Lampriformes; Lampridae
Gene: snx17
Product: sorting nexin 17
Exons: 15
Coding region: 720-2138 (472 amino acids)
Biological process (GO): signal transduction; intracellular protein transport
Cellular component (GO): early endosome
Molecular function (GO): phosphatidylinositol binding
Source: RefSeq, a predicted model, not a curated record